AUGAAUGCUACGUGGGACGGGACGCACACUUUUAAUCUUCCAAUCAUCAGCGAUGGCAUUUAUUAUGUGGCCAUGUUGGCACUCAAUGUGGUUCUGUUGAUACUCAACAUCGCCGGGGGGAUAACCAACGUUAUCAACAUGCUGGUCUUCAUAAGACAAGGCUUGACCUCAGACAGCAUCACUGUGUCAUUGUUUGCGAUGUCCGUCUCAGAUCUCCUGUCCAGUAUCUUCAUGUUUCCUUGGCUGGUCUGUUUCUUCAUGGGUUGUGUGAACCCCAGCUCGCAGAGGAAUAACUAUUGCAACGCUAUCACAUCUUUAGCCGCAAGUAUUUAUCACGUGAUUUUUACAAGGGUCACGUGUUUUAUCCAGACCUAUAUAAGUGUCGAGAGAGCGUUCUCUGUGGUGUUUCCACUUCGUGUUAAAAACGUGAUCAAAACGAGAAACACGGUCAUUAUCAAUCUGGUUCUGUGCCUAGUGAUAUUUGCAAUAUUUGCUCCGUACUUAGCAAACAUUCACGUCGUUUGGGGCUACAACAAAUUCAAUGUUUCAGUUGCUGCAUUUGUUGAAAACAGUGAAGGCAAAAUUGUACCUUCAGUAAUUAGCGGUUUUGUAAUCCCCAACGCUGCCAUUGUAGUGAAUAGCCUAGCUACAGUUGUCAUUGUAUACCGUCUUAGCGUUAUGCGAAAAUGGCGGGAAAAUGUCUCUGCAUCACAUUACGGAGCGCAAAACUUAAAAUCUCAAGGGAUAUCAUCCAAAAAUAUUGAAGCAUCCAAAACUGUAAUAGUCAUUACAUCGAUAUAUGUAAUCAAUUUGAUAUGUAAUCAGCUGCAUACCAUGUUCUACUUCACAUUCCCAGAAGUUUCUCAAGAAGGACUCAAUAAAAAUCUGUAUUUUGUCUUGUACAUUUUCCGAUUUAUCCUGGAAACUUUGCACUCGACCACAAAUGUCGUGUGCUACUUGAAAAUGAGCACAAAGUACAGACUUGUAUUUCACGCGAUUUUCAGCAGUCGUCAGAGUCUGAUACUAUAG
This is a messenger RNA of Biomphalaria glabrata, 1029 nucleotides long. RefSeq lists its product as uncharacterized. Lineage: Eukaryota; Metazoa; Mollusca; Gastropoda; Planorbidae. Gene Ontology annotation, biological process: neuropeptide signaling pathway. The transcript has a single exon. Gene Ontology annotation, molecular function: G protein-coupled peptide receptor activity. Gene Ontology annotation, cellular component: membrane. Bases 1 to 1029 code for a protein of 342 amino acids. The record is from RefSeq and is a predicted model, not a curated record.